Messenger RNA from Pocillopora damicornis (cauliflower coral), 2326 nucleotides. RefSeq lists its product as uncharacterized. Lineage: Eukaryota; Metazoa; Cnidaria; Anthozoa; Scleractinia; Pocilloporidae. Gene Ontology annotation, molecular function: zinc ion binding; sequence-specific DNA binding. The record is from RefSeq and is a predicted model, not a curated record. Gene Ontology annotation, cellular component: nucleus. Gene Ontology annotation, biological process: regulation of transcription by RNA polymerase II; oocyte development; spermatogenesis.
GUCCGAGUAGAGCUUCUCUUUGUGAUGCUGAUAACCUUUACAAAAAAUACGAUCCUUUCAAACAGAAGAAGAGAGCGCCCAAUGGGGAACUUUGUUUACAAACCAAGUUCUUUUGUUUCACGAAGAGGAGGGAAAAUCGCUGGGAAGCCGCCGUGCACCCCACAAAUGCGCGCCACACUGCUACGAUCUGAUUGGUCGACAUCUGCCUGGCGCGGAACUCAAACUUGUUGCUUUGCACGUUGGUCUGCAGUUUGCUGCGAUCUUUUGUACGAAUAGUUAGUCGACUGGAAGCAUGGCUUCUUUCAUUGGAAAACAUAUGAUUUUUCCUUCGAAUUGCGUUCCUAAAUCCAUGGCGGAUCUCAGGAAAUACGAGGGAUUUUUCCCAAACAUGAGUGGAGCAACUUAUGAUCCCAUUUCCCUUCUAAACGAGGAAAAGAAUCUUAGACGUGCACAGAGUGGUGGCUUUUCCUCGGACUCAACUCGUUCAUCCCGCGAUGAUGACAUCUUUUCGAACACUGCAUUUGCAUCUUCGAGCAGCGGCGAUGACAGCACUGGAUCAAGUCAAACGUCUCAUGACGUAUUCAACGAGAGCGGCAAAACAGUGUUACUGAAGACCCCGCAAAAGACUUUGGCUAAGCGAGUGAGCCCAAGGAAACCUCUCAAACCAGUUAAAAGUGUGAAUCCUUGUGAUCCAGGCUUUAAAGGUGUCACCCUCCACAUGAAAACAACGCUGAAGAAAGGGAAGAACGGUUUGAAAACUCGAUCUGAAGCGCAGCUGGUGAUAGAUUGUUGCUUUACUUCUAAGAAGAGACGUCGCUGCUCAAAUCUGGAGCUCGAUAUGCGCGAGUGUAAGACAUCGAGAAGAAGGCUCAAUUCACCAGGGGUUAAUCCUUCGAUUUUCAAGCUUCAAAGCUCUCCCGAGUCAAUGUUUAGCGACAGAAGCCCGUCCGAUGUGGACUUGGGAACAGCGCCGAUCCAAGUGGAAAAGGAAUGCGCAUCCUGCGGGACUUUCAAAACUCCUUUGUGGCGUGAUGCGGAAGAUGGCACUCACUUGUGCAAUGCUUGUGGAAUUAGGUACAAGAAGUACAGGAUCCGUUGCGUUCGAUGCUGGUAUAUCCCCAAGAAGGAGGAGAAAGCAUUACCGUGUUGCACUAGUUGCGGUCAUACCUACAAAAUCACCUUGGGUCGCAAGGCUAACCCAUUUAGCAGCAGCGAGUAACAAGUUUACUCCUCUGGAGUGGAAGUGUUUGGUUUUACUCAAAUUACUGCGAUGAUUUUUGAGUGUUUUACAGAACAGUCUAUUUAGAUGGAACGUUGAAUUGGCUUAUGUUAACCGUCUUAUUGUAGUAUAUACUAACCGUGAGUGGGAUACUGUGAUACAUGGACACGCUUGCGUUUAAAAACCCUCAAGUAGUUACAAGACGGAUAUGGACCAUGAUGAUUAACAUAUCAAGGAACGAAUACUAUUUUACUGCAUGCUGUUCAGUAUUCAGAAAAUUGUAGACAUCAUUUGUAAUGUUGACCAAUAUUCUGUCGCUAAAAUUAAUGAUAAUAAUUCUGUGUUACGGGUGUCAACUUUGUACUUUACUCAUAUUACUGGACUACUUGUUAUCAAGCGAGGUAAUUUGUUUUACAGUUUUGUAGUUUUUACAAGGUGUCUACAAUUUUAUUCACUUCGUAAUCAUGAUAUUUCAUAACUGGGUUGAUUUUUCAGUUUUUGUCAUUGUUAAGGUCAGUAGUAGUUUAAGGUUUUAGGAGAGAGAUUUGAAGUUUUCAAGGGAAGGUAUAUAUCUAGGAUGGUCACGUAGGAACACGUUCAUACGUGAUUCGUGGAAGGAAACUAAAUGACAUCACAGUCUUUAGCUGAAAAAAAACGACAACAAAAACAAACGGUUGGUUCGUCACAGUCCUGGAUCAUAACUCCCAAUUUUUAAACAUUCACUCUUUAGUGUUAUUUUCAAAUGAUAUAGUUAAAUAAUGGUACCCCUGACAGUCUUUAAUUUAAGGUUAUUUAUUUAAUUUGUGUUGUAAAAAUAUUUUGUUGUCAAUUAACAUUGGUAUUUAUUUACAGCACUUUAAAUCUUCUACAAUCUUUGGGACUGAUGGUUUUUUUAUUUAGAUUUUUGCAGGAUGCAGGCUUUGGUUGUUGUAUAUCACUGCACAAUGUGUAUAGAAGUAUAUUGGUAUACCUGUAUUUCUGUGGAGUUGUGUGGAGCACUAAAACACUUUCCUUCUACAUAGCUCUUGGAAGUGUAUAGCACUUAAGAAAUUUGUUGUUUAAUUACAAGAUGUAUCCAUUAAAAAAACUACAACGGCUUUGCAAGAU